This is a messenger RNA of Varanus komodoensis (Komodo dragon), 6230 nucleotides long. RefSeq names its product SH3 domain containing ring finger 3 (gene SH3RF3). The transcript has 10 exons. Gene Ontology annotation, molecular function: protein binding; metal ion binding. NCBI's taxonomy places the organism in Eukaryota, Metazoa, Chordata, Lepidosauria, Squamata, Varanidae. Bases 1 to 2592 code for a protein of 863 amino acids. The record is from RefSeq and is a predicted model, not a curated record.
AUGGACGAGUCGUCGCUGCUGGACCUGCUGGAGUGCUCCGUGUGCCUGGAGCGCCUGGACACGACGGCCAAGGUGCUCCCGUGCCAGCACACCUUCUGCCGCCGCUGCCUGGAGAGCAUCGUCAGCUCGCGCCACGAGCUGCGCUGCCCCGAGUGCCGCAUCCUGGUGGGCUGCGGCGUGGACGAGCUGCCCGCCAACAUCCUGCUCGUCCGCCUGCUGGACGGCAUCCGGCAGAGACCCCGCGCCGGGGCGGGCGGCGGCUGCUGCGGCGGCGGCAACUGCGCCCCGGGCAGCCCCAGCGCCCAGAGCGCCGCGGCGGGGACGAGCAGCGCCGCCGCCCCGGCAGGAAGCACCUCGGGUCCUGGAGCCAACCCUGGCUGUCACGCGGCGGCGGCGGCGGCGGCGGCGGCAUCCUCCGGCUGCCCUAGCGUGGCCGCUGCGGCUGCCUCGGCCGCCGCCAGCCUUCGGGAGCUAGCCGCGGCCAGCCGGAGCGCCCUGCUGAAGAAUCCUUCGCAGCUUCCCUAUGGAAAAGCCCUCUAUGCUUAUGAAGGGAAAGAACCAGGUGACCUCAAGUUUAACAAAGGGGAUAUCAUCAUAUUGCGGCGGAAAGUUGAUGAGAACUGGUAUCAUGGGGAACUGAAUGGAAAUCAUGGGUUUUUCCCAGCAAGCUACAUCCAGUGCAUCAGACCUCUUCCACCAGCUCCUCCUCAGGGCAAAGCACUUUAUGACUUUGAAAUAAAGGACAAGGAUCAAGACAAGGACUGUUUGACCUUCACCAAGGAUGAAAUUUUGACUGUCAUCAGGAGAGUAGAUGAUAACUGGGCAGAAGGAAUGCUGGGGGAUAAGAUUGGAAUAUUUCCCAUUCUCUAUGUGGAGCUCAACGAAUCAGCUAAGCAGCUUAUUGAGAUGGACAAGACCAAUCUAGCUGCUGCAUCUGGCAGUGAUGUCCCUUUGCCAGCUGACAGUAACCUGGCAGCAAACCCGGCUCAGUGCUGUACACUGAACAGUGCCGGAGCGGUCAGUGCCAUUCAGCGACAUGUUGACGGCAAGAAGAAUGCCAAGAAGCGCCACUCCUUCACUGCUCUCAGUAUGACCCACAAAUCCUCCCAGGCCAUGAAUAACAGGCAUUCCAUGGAGAUUAGUGCCCCUGUCCUGAUCAGCUCCAGUGACCCCCGUGCUGCUGCCAGAAUUGGAGAUGUGACUCAUCUCUCAUCCAGCGCUCCAGUCCAGGAUUCCACUUCAGCCAGUUCUGCAACUAUGAUUGGACCCAGAACAAGUGCAGGCACUGGAGAUCAAGGAACACCACCAAAAGUCCAGCUUCCCCUCAACAUCUACUUGGCACUGUAUGCAUACAAGCCCCAGAAGGCCGAUGAACUGGAGCUACGGAAGGGUGAAAUGUAUCGCGUUAUUGAGAAGUGUCAGGACGGCUGGUUCAAAGGGACGUCUCUGAGAAAUGGCAUGUCUGGAGUCUUUCCAGGCAAUUAUGUAACUCCUGUUUCCAGGGUUCCUGCAGGAGCUGGUCAGCCCAGGAACCUAGCAGGCGGGUCCCCCAUGGCCAAAGGCUCUUCAGGGGCUGCUCACCCAGGUGGCCCAGCUCUUACAAACACUGCUACCGUUAUCAGACCAGCCGUUCCAAUCACUGCCCCUUCUACUCAGCCCCAGCUGCCAGCAGGCUCCCCACAGAUGAAUAACUGCUCACGGUAUUCCUCUCAGCAAACCGGCGUCCCGCCUCGUGGCUCUGUGCAAAUGGGUGUGCACUCUUCCAUGCAGGCGCAGGAUCGGCCCACAGCGACCGUCUCGCCACUUAGAACCCAGAGCUCGCCCUCCCGCCUCCCAGCAACGGUGGUCAGGCCCCACUCAGUGGUUUCUCCGCAACACAUCCACCACUCCCCUGUGCAUGUCAUCCCAGGAGCACAAUGUGCCAGGCCGAUGAUUCCCCUCACUUCCGCUGCAGCAGCGAUUACGCCUCCCAAUGUCACUGCAGUCAACCUGAAUGGAGACGCAGGAAGUGGGCCCAUCAGCAGCCUGGCAAUUUGCAGCUCAACCAGCACACCCUGCAAAGCAGAAGAGAGGAAAAAUGAGAAGAAGGAGAAGAAAAGUGGACUAUUGAAACUCCUUGCAGGAGCAUCAACAAAAAAGAAAUCCCGCUCUCCUCCGUCGAUGUCGCCAACACAUGACCCCCUGGCAGUGAUGGAGGGCAUACUGCAGGGUGCCAUGGGACCCGAACUAUCCUCCCUCUCGAGCCAUGGAAGAGCUGGCUCGUGCCCAAUAGAAAGUGAAAUGCAAGGAGCAAUGGAGAUGGAACCUCUGCACAGAAAGACAGGCUCCUUGGAUUUGAAUUUUCCAAUUCCUUCUCCCAUAAGGCAGCUGCCACCUUCAAUGGCGACCAUCCAUCCAGAACCUAAGCCGUUGUCUCGAGAAAGGUAUCGUGUUGUGGUCCCAUAUCCCCCGCAAAGUGAGGCCGAGAUUGAACUGAAAGAAGGUGACAUUGUAUUUGUCCACAAGAAAAGAGAGGACGGUUGGUACAAAGGGACAUUGCAGCGGAACGGUAGGUCCGGUCUCUUUCCAGGAAGUUUUGUGGAGAGCUUCUGAAGGUUUGCAUUCUGGACUUUAGAGACCUUUCACAGGAAAUUCCAUAGCACAAAAAAGCAACAGCAAAGGGAAAUUUUCAUAAUAUCUACUGCCAUAAUAAGAACUGUAAUUAUUAUUUCCAAAGACUCCCCAGGCUCUUUGAGGAUCCGCCUCGGAGAUGAGGCUUUUUGCUGUGCUUUCGGACCGGUGCACCGCACACGCAGCAGUACGUUGGGGUAGUGCCUUCCACUUGGAAUCAACGACCGAGAGGACGCACAUCCGGGAUGUAUUUAAGCUAAAGUCCAGCCGCUAUACUUCGUGUAAAUGAUAGAGAAAAUAUGUUUUAAAAAAUAAGAAACUUGUUAUAUUGCUGUAAUUUAUUUGUCUGAGCUGCAGUGUUCUUAUUACUGGCCUAUGCAAGAGGGACUGAGUUUUAGGAGACAAGCGACGUGACUCUUGAACAAUAGAACAGUGUGUUUCUGCAGUUGAGACUAAAGAAGUAUACAGAGUAUAAACCCAGUGAUAUUCACAUAUUGUCCAGCUAGGCAGAUUUAGGGGCCCAAAACAGUACGAUAGCUCCUUUCUAGACAUACCUCACAAUAAGCUGCUUAAGAAUACCAGCCAAGUCAUCAUCAGCUCAUGACAAGCAAAAAGGCACUGCACUCUGGCUUUCUCUAUUGUUAUCACAUCUCCAAAGUUAUUUUAGCGGGCCUCCAAGGCAUCAAAGGUUUCUUUUGUAUAUCCGUCCAUGCUGGACCCACCCUCAACAAUGAUAUGAGACCUUAGUUCACUGAAGGAUACUUCUUUGCCCCUUUUCUUGCAGCAUUUUAAUUUUGAUAGUUGCUUUACUAUAUCAACAUUUCAGAUAGGAGGGCUUUUUAAAAAUACACUGUACUUUUUCUGAUACAAGGAAUGUUAUAUAUUGCAUAUAGGUAAGAAAAUCCCGACUUUGCAAACACUUUCUAUCAAAACCCAACGCCCCAGUUCUGAAAUGUGUGGUUUAGAAUGCCAACCAUUGCCCGGAACUUAAAGACACUAAAGCACAGUUUGCUCUAGGAUAUAGAAAGUGCCACAAGUGGAAGAAAACAGACCGCAUGUGUAAUUCUCAGUCCACACAGAUGUGCAACCCUUGCACAAGUUUGGUGCGCAGUUAGCUGCACGAACAGGCUUCCCCAGAGGAAAGUGUGUUCUAGAUGCACCUUGUCCGAGCUAAUUGCGCACAAAAAGAUUGCUCUGUUUGUGGAAGAGAAUCUCUGGAUUUGGUCAGCGAUGGCGGUGGGUUAUGCCAAUCCACAAUGAAGAGAUAGCAAAUGGGUAAAACGUUUGAGUUAGAGCCAAAGAAGCAUGCGGUGCUCAUCACCUGAACAAGCACAGGGUUCAGAAGCGCAGGGUGAGAAAUCACGUAACGCUGUAACUGGCGCGGUAGGUCCGUGCUGCAGCAGCACUUGGAUGAGAACAUCGGCGGAUUUUAUUUCUCUUUCCUAAAGCAGGGCCACAGCAUGAGAUGGGAACCUUCUCUGCCAUAAGCAGAAGGCACCAUCUGUGUGCGGAAGGGCAUCUUUGAAUUUAACCCGUUUUCCUUUACUGAAUGACCUUCUGUUGGCAAACUCGAAUACUUACAUACUCCUUUAUGGACUGUUGUAUUAAAAGAUAUUAUUAUGUAUAUUUUAUAUCAUUUAUUCUAGCCAAUGCCAGAUCCCUGAAGAUCAAAGCCUUUUACUGCUUGCUACAUGCCACCAUGUGGGGAAAAAAUUACAGGACACUGCUAAAUAAGUUAGCCUGUCCCUCAUACCCAAAUAAGUUGUGUCAGAACCCUCUUCAAAGCACAGUACUCUGUCUAGACACUGCUAAUUACUGGAGAUUUGGGAGAUUUUCCAGGAGGAUUCAUUUUAAUUGACUUCUACAUGGCAAUAAAAAGAACACUGCAGGUUUCUGCAAGCACAGAGCUCUGGAUUUUUUUUCUCUGUGUGUCUGUCGUAACAUCAGAGGGAGGAUGGCUCUGCGAUUUGUUAUUGUAGAAAUGUUUUCUGUGUUCAGUUUUCUAACCUGGGUCAAGCUACAAAAUAACUAUUUUGGGCAAUAGAAGCUUCCAGCUACUAGGAAUUUAAAGGUGCAAUAAAUAGGAAACAAGAAAAUUAACCUGUAAUAAGUCCGCCGUGACAGCUGUUAACAUUUCUUUAGGAGGUGGAAGAAUAUUUUUAGCCAUCCGUGUGCUCAUCCUCGUUCAGGGAGUGCCCAUCAUCUAAAAUAUUCCCAUUAUGUUACAAUGUAUGACUUGUCCUACAUGUAUGUCCUUACUGUAUGAAACAGACAGGUCCCAGACAUACAAGCUCCUUCCAAAUUUAAAAUAAUUGAUUUUGGCUCUACUUAUUUUAAGGUUACACAGCCAAUGACCCAAUCCUUGUACUAGCUCUAAGGGCAGAUACUCGUGUGCAAAUAUUUAGGGCUGAACCGUUGGCAAGAUGCUAGGAGGCAGACAGUCGGAAGCAAAACUUUUCCCUAAUGAAAAUAUGCAGAUAAUCUUGGCUGUUCUGCAGAAAUAAAGUAACUGAAGCAAGAAUGCAAUACAUAUUUUAUCCUAAGAGUCUCUGUGAUGCAAAGGUCAAAAAGAUGACGUGUGCAAAAGUAAAUGUGAGUUCAACCAUGUUCCAGCUGUCAUUCAUGUCUUCUGCGUGGUUACUGUGCAGUCCUGUGUAUUGGGCAUUGCUCUAGAGCUUUAGGUAGGAAGCUGGCUGUUUGCCCUGUCUUUCCAAAAGGGGAAGGGCCCAGUUAUGUGCAUGCGCUUAUUCUCAGUCAUCAUACAGGUACUCCAAGGCCUACUUGCUUGGAAUUAACAGAUUAGCACCCCAGCACAAGACUGGGAAAUUUCUCAGCAGCCUUUCCCGUUUUCCUAGUGUCGCGUUGAUCUAGGUACUGAUCCUGCAAGGGGUUUUCUACGGUAUUAGAACCAGCCUUCUCGUGAUCUUGGCCCAAAGCAUGACUUUGGGCAGCACAUUUCAGGCACAGAGCAAUAUUCCUACUUCUAAAAUAGGCAUGACCUCAGCCAAAACAAAGCACUUUUGCAUCUUAUUGUUUUCACUGGAAGGUGUUAAACUACAAGUUUUGCUUUCCCAUCAAACUUUUAUCACCGAGAGGGAAACUGCACAUUAAACCUUAUGGAUGUAAGAGGAAUUUCCUGUCCCUUCUGCUUCCACCACCUGUGUGGAAGCUGGUCCUUCACAGGGCAAUUCCACCAGUUGGACUUCUGGUUUAAAAGAAAUGCUUAUCUUUCUGGGCCUAAGAAAUUUUGCUACUAUAAUUCAGAGUUCCACAAGCUGAGACUUUUCCACUACCAACAGCAAUGUUAGAAUAGUUUAAAACCACCCAGUAGCUGGUGAAAGAGGCUUAGAUAUGGGAUGGGCACCAGCACUAGAGACCAGACAAAGUAUUAAAUAAGUGAUUUGUUUUGUACAUAAGCGAUUGUUAAUAUCUAGUUUGGGGAUUUCAAAAGAUUGCUGACAAUUCUUUGGGACUCGAGAGACACUGGUGCUGUUACAAGCCAGUGAGGACUUUUUUAUUUUUUAUUUUUACCUCUGGACAAACUCUCUGACCCUUUACCCAAGCCAAAUUCAUCCCCAGCCAAGUCCAGGUAAUAUCCAACCUCCUUCUUGGGCAGCCUU